This is a messenger RNA of Protobothrops mucrosquamatus (brown spotted pit viper), 378 nucleotides long. Its product is annotated as ELMO domain-containing protein 3-like. The annotation marks the transcript as partial. Lineage: Eukaryota; Metazoa; Chordata; Lepidosauria; Squamata; Viperidae. The transcript has 3 exons. The record is from RefSeq and is a predicted model, not a curated record.
AAAAAGAUUCGGCCAACCAUCCAAAGAAGAGGCCUGGCUGCCAUGGCCCAUUUUCUUUUUGGUCCUCCCCGUCUUCAGCAGCAGCUGCAGAGUGAGAGAGACUUAGCUUUGGCCAUUGCCCAGUGUGGUUUGGAUAAUAAUGAAAAAGUGCACAUGAGGAUCUUGCAAACUGUUUACAAGAAACUCACUGGCUCCCGGUUUGAUUGUGCCCGUUAUGGAGCCCACUGGGAAGAUCUUGGAUUUCAAGGAAUGGAUCCCGGCACAGAUCUACGUGGAGCAGGGCUGCUGGGACUGAUGCAAACCCUUUAUUUUGUGAUGGAUUCUCGGAUACUACCUGUAGCUAGAGAAAUUUUCAAGCUGUCCCAUCAUGAAGUUCAG